Messenger RNA from Spodoptera frugiperda (fall armyworm), 1354 nucleotides. RefSeq lists its product as uncharacterized. Gene Ontology annotation, biological process: sodium ion transmembrane transport. Gene Ontology annotation, molecular function: ligand-gated sodium channel activity. The transcript has 7 exons. Bases 1 to 1353 code for a protein of 450 amino acids. NCBI's taxonomy places the organism in Eukaryota, Metazoa, Arthropoda, Insecta, Lepidoptera, Noctuidae. Gene Ontology annotation, cellular component: membrane. The record is from RefSeq and is a predicted model, not a curated record.
AUGUCGAAAUCAAAGAUUUCAAUAUGUAAAGAGCUGAUCAAAGAUUAUUGCGCGAACUGUACUUUUGCUGGGGUGCAUUACAUUGCUGAUGAAUCGAAACAUGUUUCCGAAAGAUUACUAUGGGCGGUGCUGGUAAUUCUAUCGUGGUACGGUUCAACUCUCCUCAUCGUCUCGUCCUGGAAUGCCUUCGUGGAAAGCCCCAUCAGUUUCGGCGUGGAGACCACUUAUACCAAAUGGGAAACCAAGAUGCCAGCAGUAGCUAUUUGCGAAUCAAUUUGGAUGGAUAGUGUUUUCGAUGCUGCUGAUGCGAUUUGGCCGCCUCUGCAUCUAUUGGACUUAGAGGAUGCUCUCAAAGAAAUAGCUUACUUCCGUGGCGUGUCCUAUGUUCUCAUUAGCACGUGCUAUACGAACCCAGACCCUGACCCUUUGUGCCCUACAUCUAACUACUCCUACUACGCAAAACUCAUACGUAGUAACUGUGACAGACUCCUGAAGAACUGCUCCUACAAUAAUAAGGAGUUUCCAUGCUGUGACUACUUUCAGCCCAUAGAAACUGACAUAGGGCCCUGUUUCAUAUUGAAUUCUAUACAAACCAAUCGUAUGCUAACAGUACGGAACAUAGAGAAUGACCCGUUGAUUACUGAAACGACUCCGGAGCAGCGAGCCUGUCGCUUCCACCAUGAAAACGAGGGUGGGCUGUACCCUCACUACUCCUACAGUGCUUGUACGGUACUCUGCCGUAAGAAUGCUCAGCUCGAGACCUGCCAUUGUAAUGACCACUUCAUGCUUGGCACUACUGAAAAAACACAAUGCAAUUUAACAGGAAUGGCAUGUUUAAACAAAUUGCAAAAUCAUUUGACUAUAUUGAAGCCGGCUUGGGCGAAACGUCCUGGACUCUCGUGCAACUGCCUACCUUCUUGUGACGAAACUGAGAUUACAGUCAUCAAAGACGUCACUACCUCGGUGAAAGGUAAAGCUAACAAAAAGAAGGCGCACAUGGAAAUUGUUCUCGCCUAUUUGCCAACUGAAAGAUUCAAGAGGAACGUUGUUAGAAGUCGACUUGAUUUAGUCGUAUCGGUUGGAGGAACAACAGGCCUAUUCGUUGGAGCGAGCUUAUUAAGCUUCGUCGAGCUAUUUUUCUUCUUCACCGUCCGUUUCAUCAAUAAUAUUCUGAUGCAAAGGAAGAAAGACAAUGAACCUAUAACCACUAAGGACCCGUCAUUUCUGCUAGAACUUCCUGGACCACCUGAAAUUGAAGGGAUAGGGCCUCAGAGAGCACAAGAAGCAUACACUACUAGCGGUGUCCCUAAAUUUUCUGAUAAAUUCUAUAAACAUACAAUCAAAUUUAAAUAAC